This is a messenger RNA of Miscanthus lutarioriparius, 1566 nucleotides long. Lineage: Eukaryota; Viridiplantae; Streptophyta; Magnoliopsida; Poales; Poaceae. The record is from the annotation of a GenBank genome assembly.
AUGGUGGACGUAGAACUGUUUUAUAAGGACACUAGCGAUCACAGCAUCAGCUCUGAGGAAGAAGAUAUGCUUGUCAAGAGUUGUAGCAAUCUCAAUGUGAGCUUUGGAUACCAUUGUGAUUCUUAUCAGAGCUUUUCUCCUGAAAAUGAUCAUGGGAAUGGCAUUUCUCCUAAGAACAUAUUUGGGACUAAUACCAUGAUGGGGUCACGAAAUGGCUCAUUUACUUGUUUAUCUGGUGCUGCUAUUAGUGCAAAUUUUACACUGGCAAAUACAAAUAUUUGCAAUGGCCUUAUUGGCGAAGAAAUUUUACCAGAACUAGAUUCUCCAAAUGCCUUUAGAAAAAUUGUUUCUUCUCCAUCAAUGUCAAGAUUGGACUCGUUAUCCACCUCACAAGGCAGCCCUGUGUCAACUGAGAGCUCUAUAAUUGAGAUCAGUAAAAAUCUUUGGAGGUCCAGUGCCCCAACAACUGUAUCAUCCAAUUUUCUGACUAAUACAGAGGUGAAAAUGGCUGGCGGAGCUGCUGGAGAGGAUAGAGUCCAAGCUGUGUGCUCAGAGAAAAAUGGAUGGCUGAUUUGUGGAAUAUAUGAUGGGUUUAAUGGGAGGGAUGCAGCUGAUUUUCUUGCGGUAACUCUAUAUGAUAACAUAGUAUAUUACUUGUACCUGCUGGAGAAUCGGAUCAAGCAACAAAAUGGUUUAUACAAUUCAUCAGAAAUCUCUCUCAAUGGUCUUAAAAGUGAGUUAACACUUGCCAUGAGAAAUUCAGAAAAUGAAGACAUCAAAUUUUCUGAAACAUUUCGAGCUGGUGUGCUGAAUUGCCUUUCUACUGCUGUUGAGCAAGCUGAGAAUGACUUUCUGUGCAUGGUUGAACAAGAGAUGGAUGAUAGACCAGAUUUAGUUUCAGUAGGGUCUUGUGUUCUGGUUGUACUUCUUCAUGGAACAGAUCUGUGCAUCUUAAAUAUGGGGGACAGUAGAGCUGUGCUUGCUUCCAUGCCAUAUGCAGAAAAUGGUGCUUUGAUGGCUACUCAACUGACAGAGACCCAUUCGCUUGAAAAUCCUUUGGAGUACCAAAGACUUUUAGCUGACCAUCCCAAUGAUCCUUCAGUUGUCAGGGGUAACAAAAUAAAAGGAAAGCUGAAGGUUACUCGUGCUUUUGGAGUUGGCUAUCUAAAGCAGAGGAAGUUCAAUGAUGCACUCAUGGGCAUUCUACGAGUCCGCGAUUUGAGCAGCCCUCCAUAUGUUUACACAAAUCCACACACAUUGAGUCACAAAGUUACGGAUGAUGACUUGUUUGUUGUGCUUGGUAGUGAUGGCUUAUUUGAUUUCUUCAGUAAUGAUGAAGUUGUUCAGUUGGUUUAUCAAUUUAUGCAUGAUAAUCCAAUGGGGGAUCCUGCAAAGUAUCUCAUCGAGCAACUUAUACUCAAAGCAGCCAAGGAAGCAGCUUUAACAGCCGAAGAAUUGAUGAGGAUACCUGUUGGGAGUAGGAGAAAGUACCACGAUGAUGUGACUGUCAUUGUUAUCAUCCUUGGAAAUGCACAGAGGACGACGACUGCAUCAACAUCCUUGUGA